Molecule: messenger RNA, 786 nt
Organism: Paramuricea clavata
Lineage: Eukaryota; Metazoa; Cnidaria; Anthozoa; Malacalcyonacea; Plexauridae
Source: the annotation of a GenBank genome assembly
AUGGAAUGUGAAGGAGAAACGGCGGAGUGUUAUGUAAAAUUUUUCACACUUAUAAACGAAACUAUUGAUAAAGUUGCUCCAGGUGAAAAGUUCAAUCCAUUGGCUGGGUUUAUGGCAGAUGAGGCUGGUGGUAUACAGGAGGGACUGAGAAGAGUGUAUGGCCAGGCGGUGCUAGAAAGGAUCAAGACCUGUGAAUUUCAUUUCUUGCAGUGCGCUAAUAGACGACAGCGAGCUCGUUUACAUAGUGAUAAAUCCAAGGAAUUCUUUACUCGUGUUACAAGAGCACUUCUUGCAACUCAGACAUCAAGUGCUUACCAUGCCGCCGUCACAGAGUUGAAAGAUUUUGUUGCAAAGAAACCGUCUAAAGAUCAAAGAGGAUUUCUCAUUACUUGGUUUCAAUGGUGGGAUGACCGUAGGUCUCAUGUCUUCCCUGCGUUUGCACGCAAAAACGCACCAGCUGCAAACCUGGCUGAAGUAAUUCAUUCGAAGUGGAAAACAACGGGUGGAGAACAUCUGUCACUAGUAGAUGCUGCUGCGGAAGACAUAAAGGACAGUCUUAUUCUCGAGCGACAAUUCAAAGGUUACGAAACUGAUCAUUUUGUUGGUGGUUCGGGUCCCAGUGUUUCCAGUAUGUCAUCACGAAACUACCAAGCUCAAAAGAAUCGAGCAGAAAAGUAUGCUAAAGACCUAAUUGAAGAAGAUCCCUCAGACCUGACUUCAAGAGCUGAUGCACUAGGAACCUUUCAAGUAAAUCCUCUUUCUUCGCACAGAGCGACAAAACCAUAA